AUGCAGAGGAGGAUGGGGGAGGCAGUGGCCAGGGUGGCCAGGAAGGUGAACCACACGGUGGAGAACAAAACAGAUUCCCUGGACCUGGCCAACUGCAAGCUGAUGACCUUCCCUGUGGGCAUCUACAAAGCCAUGAGGAGCGUCACCGAGGGGAUCCACCACAUCUCCCUGGCAAACAACGAGCUCAAGUCCCUCACCAGCCGCUUUGUCGCCACCUUCAGCCAGCUCAGAGAGCUCAACUUGGCAGGGAACUACCUGCACCGCCUGCCCGAGGAGCUCACCUCCCUCCGGCACCUCCGGGCCAUCAAUCUCUCCAGAAACAGAUUCCGACGUUUCCCAGAGCCUCUGGCUGCUCUCACCAGCCUGGAGACCAUCGACCUGGAAGAGAAUGAGAUCACAGAGGUGCCAGCAGAGCAACUGGCCUCCAUGGCAUCUCUGAGGAGCCUCAACCUGAGGGCCAACCCUGUGGGUCCUGAGCUGAGGCUGCUGGUCAAGCCCCUGGUCCCCUUCGACCUGCUGCUGUCACCAGAGGAGCCCCCCCAUGAAGCCUGA
This is a messenger RNA of Chaetura pelagica (chimney swift), 552 nucleotides long. RefSeq names its product leucine rich repeat containing 20 (gene LRRC20). Bases 1 to 552 code for a protein of 183 amino acids. NCBI's taxonomy places the organism in Eukaryota, Metazoa, Chordata, Aves, Apodiformes, Apodidae. The record is from RefSeq and is a predicted model, not a curated record. Gene Ontology annotation, cellular component: extracellular matrix. Gene Ontology annotation, molecular function: protein binding. The transcript has 4 exons.